AGGUGACUCUGAAGGUGCACGUCAGUGACUCCAGCACCCACCAGCCCAUCCCGGAUGCGCUCAUCGAGGUCUUUGCCAACCAGGUCUCCAUCGCCUCGGGGACGUCGGGCGCAGAUGGCAUCGCCUUCAUCAAGUUCCAGUAUAAGCUGGGCAGUCAGUUGAUUGUCACCACCACAAAGCAUGCCUACGUGCCUAACUCUGCGCCCUGGAGGCCCAUCCGGUUACCCGUAUUUUCUUCGCUGAGCCUUGGCCUGCUUCCAGAACGAUCUGCCACUCUAAUGGUCUACGAAGACGUUGUCCAAAUAGUAUCGGGAUUCCAAGGUGCCCGGCCACAGCCUCGCGUUCAUUUCCAAAGAAGGGCUCUGCGGUUGCCCGAGAACACUAGCUACAGCGACCUCACCGCGUUCCUCACGGCAGCCAGCUCUCCCUCAGAGGUGGACAGCUUUCCUUACUUGCGAGGAUUGGACGGAAACGGAACAGGAAACAGUACGAGGUAUGACCUGACCCCUGUCACGGCUGUCAGCGUCCACUUGCUGAGCAGUAGUGGAACCCCGGUGCUGGUGGAUGGUCCCAUCUACGUCACCGUGCCCCUCGCCACGCAGAGCAGCCUCGGGCACAAUGCCUAUGUCGCGGCGUGGCGGUUUGACCAGAAGCUGGGAACGUGGCUGAAGAGCGGUCUGGGCCUCGUGCACCAGGAGGGUGGCCAGCUCACGUGGACCUACAUCGCGCCUCAGCUGGGCUACUGGGUGGCAGCCAUGUCCCCUCCCGUCCCAGGUCCGGUCGUAACACAGGACAUCACCACGUAUCACACGGUGUUUCUUCUGGCCAUUUUGGGAGGGAUGGCCUUCAUUCUCCUGGUUUUGCUGUGUCUCCUCUUAUAUUACUGCAGGAGGAAGUGCUUGAAGCCCCGUCAGCACCACAGAAAGCUGCAGCUUCCCGCCGCAGCGCUGGAGAGCUCCAGAAGGGACCAGUCCACUUCCAUGUCACACAUCAAUUUGCUGUUCUCUCGUCGGGCUUCCGAGUUCCCUGGCCCACUGUCCGUCGCCGGCCACGGCCGCCCAGAGGCCCCAGGGGCGAAGGAGCUGAUGAGUGGGGUCCAUUUAGAAAUGAUGUCCCCCAGCGGAGAGGGGGACCUGCACACGCCCAUGCUGAAGCUCUCCUACAGCACCUCCCAAGAGUUCAGCUCCCGAGAGGAGCUGCUGUCCCACAAGGAGGAAGACAAAAGCCAAACCUCCUUCGACAACCUCACGCCGAGUGGGACGCUGGGGAAGGACUGCCGUAAGUCCGUGGAAAUCUUUCCCUUGAAGGCCAGAAAACCUAUGGAAAGAGAAGGCUACGAGUCCCCCGGCAAUGAGGACUACAGGGGUAGUUACAGCACGGUGUUCUCCCAGCCUUUAUUUGAAAAGCAGGACCGGGAAGGGCCGGCACCCACAGGAAGCAAACUCACCAUUCAGGAACACAUGUACCCCGCGCCCUCAUCUCCGGAAAAAGAACAACUGCUAGACCGCAGACCCACUGAAUGUAUGAUGUCGCGAUCGGUCGAUCACCUGGAGAGACCCACGUCGUUCCCACAGCCAGGCCAGCUGAUCUGCUGUAGCUCCGUGGACCAGGUCAAUGACAGCGUGUACAGAAAAGUGCUGCCCGCCCUGGUCAUUCCCGCCCACUACAUGAAACUCCCGGGGGACCAUUCCUACGUCAGCCAGCCUCUGGUUGUCCCGGCAGACCAGCAGCUGGAAAUCGGGAGGUUGCAGGCCGAGCUCUCCAACCCUCACGCGGGGAUCUUCCCACACCCGUCCGCCCAGAUGCAAGGCCAGCCCCUGUCCUCCCAGGCCAUCUCCCAGCAGCACCUGCAGGAGGCAGGCACUCGGGAGUGGAGCCCUCAGAACGCGUCCAUGUCAGAGUCGCUGUCCAUCCCGGCGUCCUUGAACGAUGCAGCUUUGGCUCAGAUGAACAGCGAGGUGCAGCUUCUGACCGAAAAGGCCCUGAUGGAACUCGGGGGUGGGAAACCCCUUCCACAUCCCCGGGCCUGGUUCGUCUCCCUGGACGGGAGGUCCAAUGCCCACGUUAGACAUUCCUACAUUGAUCUCCAAAGAGCUGGAAGGAACGGAAGUAACGAUGCCAGUUUGGACUCUGGUGUAGAUAUGAAUGAACCAAAAUCUGUCCGCAAGGGAAGGGGAGACCCUUUGUCUCUCCAGCAGAGCCACCCAGCUGUCCAGGAGCACCAGCAGAAGGAGCCCAGGGCCCCGGACAGCACCGCCUACACGCAGCUGGUGUACCUGGAUGACAUGGACCCGAGCGGCAGUGAGUGCGGGACCGCCGUGUGCACCCCCGAGGACAGCGCGCUGCGGUGCCUGCUGGACAGCGCGAGUCGGAGGACUGGGGGGCAGCUGCCCAGCCUGCAGGAGGAGAGCACCAGACGAAUGUCAGACGUACCCCCGGAGCCGUUAGCCAGCCCCCACCAGAGAAGAUCUGCUCACGAGGAAGACGAAGAGGACGAUGAUGAUGACGACCAAGGAGAAGACAAGAAGAGCCCCUGGCAGAAGCGGGAGGAGAGGCCCCUCAUGGCGUUCAACAUUAAAUGAGCCACUGCAGAGCCACCCAACUGUGGGACAGAAAGUUGCCAAAUACCCUGUCCUACCUGUUUGUGGGGGAGGUUGGCGGGUGACAGCUUCAGACGUGGACACUGACUGCGUUGACACUGCGGUGUCGGUGGCGGGAAGGAAUUAAAGCUGUUGCUCAGAGUAAAGGACGAUUGUGACCCAUGCUGCCCCCCGGGCGGGGGCCGGAAGAAGUGUCCGCAUGUCGUUCCGGGACUCGAUGCGCCCGCCACAGCCGGGGACGCCCCAAAACUGCACGAGACGUUCUAUGCUCCAAGGAUCACCUCAGUUCUCCUCGGGUUCUGGGAACAGAAGAAAUUCUUUCUGCAUCGCUUGAGUCCGUUUUGUCUUGGUACUUCUGGGGAGCGAGGGUGGCACUUCGUGUCCCGAGGUAGACACCGUCUCAAGGGAAAGCUAUGCAUCGCUGCUCUGUCGUCUCACUUUGCUUCGGUGUUGCUUUGGUUAGGCCUUGUUUGGAGGUUUUCUUCUUUUUAAAAGCAAAAUGCAGUUUGGUUGUAAACA
Molecule: messenger RNA, 3119 nt
Organism: Chinchilla lanigera (long-tailed chinchilla)
Lineage: Eukaryota; Metazoa; Chordata; Mammalia; Rodentia; Chinchillidae
Gene: Fam171a1
Product: family with sequence similarity 171, member A1
Exons: 7
Coding region: 279-2582 (767 amino acids)
Biological process (GO): stress fiber assembly; regulation of cell shape
Cellular component (GO): plasma membrane
Source: RefSeq, a predicted model, not a curated record